GAAAAAAAGAAAGAAAAAAGAAAGGGAGAAAAGAGAAAACAGAACAAGAAAAUAAAAGGAGAAAAAGAAGGAGAAGGAAGGCGAUACCAACACGACGUGGAAACUUUUCUGUCUGAUCGCUUCCCCAAGUCCCGAAAAGCCGGGAUGGAGUUGGAGAAAACCUUCGCGACACCCCGGGCCGGCCGCACAGGACAUGGAGGCGUGAAUCAGCUGGGGGGUGUUUUCGUGAACGGCCGCCCCCUCCCAGAUGUCGUUCGCCAAAGGAUCGUGGAGCUCGCCCACCAAGGGGUCCGGCCGUGUGACAUCUCCCGGCAGCUCCGCGUCAGCCACGGCUGCGUCAGCAAAAUACUUGGCAGGUAUUACGAAACCGGGAGUAUUAAGCCUGGAGUGAUUGGAGGAUCAAAACCAAAGGUCGCCACACCCAAAGUCGUUGAAAAAAUUGCAGAGUACAAACGCCAAAAUCCCACCAUGUUUGCCUGGGAGAUCAGGGAUAGACUCCUCGCUGAGCGAGUGUGUGACAACGACACCGUGCCCAGCGUCAGUUCCAUUAACAGGAUCAUACGGACGAAGGUGCAGCAGCCACCCAAUCAGCAGGUCCCAGCCUCCAGUCACAGCAUAGCCUCCACGGGGUCUGUGACCCAGGUGUCCUCCGUCAGCACCGACUCGGCCGGCUCGUCCUACUCCAUCAGCGGGAUCCUGGGAAUCGCCUCCCCCGGCACCGAGAGCAACAAGCGCAAGAGGGAUGAAGGUAUCCAGGAGUCUCCAGUACCAAAUGGCCAUUCUCUCCCAGGAAGAGAUUUUCUUCGGAAACAGAUGCGAGGAGACCUUUUCACCCAGCAGCAACUAGAGGUGUUGGAUCGAGUCUUCGAGAGGCAACAUUAUUCUGACAUUUUCACAACAACUGAGCCCAUCAAACCGGAGCAGUGGUGCUCCAUGCUGAUGAGACAGUGCGUGGUACAACCGCAGGCAGUCAUUUUUCAGGCAACUGAAUACUCAGCCAUGGCAUCAUUAGCUGGUGGAUUAGAUGACAUGAAGGCCAAUAUAACCAGCCCUACUUCUGCAGAUUUGGGAGCGAGCGUUCCUGGGCCUCAGUCAUAUCCUAUCGUCACAGGUCGCGAGCUGGCAAGCACAACCCUCCCAGGAUACCCCCCGCACGUCCCUCCCGCCGGACAGGGCAGCUACUCCGCUCCAGCGCUGACAGGAAUGGUGCCUGGGAGCGAGUUUUCUGGGAGCCCAUACAGCCACCCACAAUAUUCGACGUACAACGACUCCUGGAGGUUUCCCAACCCUGGACUCCUCGGGUCCCCGUACUACUACAGUGCCGCGGCCCGCGGGGCUGCCCCGCCGGCGGCCGCCGCUGCCUACGACCGGCACUGACGGCGUGCACCGCCCCGGACCACCGCCGAGGCGACGACGGCCCACCCGGCAGCAGCGCGCUCGCCGGGAUUUCGCUCUCUUCAAACGCGGGGUGAACACUGAUUGUUGUUGUGUGCCGGUCGGUCGCGUGGGCUGGGUCUCGGAUUGAACGAAGGAACCGGAGGAAGCGGUCCUCCUGGCGCUCUGUGUGAUCGAAAACGCGCAGUGGCUUCAUGUCUUUUGCAGCCGGCUGGCUACUGCUUUAAUCGCCUGCGGGUGCCACGGCUGUAUCUGGGGAUAAGGAAGAGGCGUGAGCAGCCCCCCUUGGGGCAGCUUCCUCUUGCUGCACACUGAAACAGGCUGUGAGACUCAAGGCAAUUUUUUUUUUAUUUUAUUUUAUUUUAUUUUUUUGGUGGCAAAGAAAAUAUCAGUCUGCUCAAUUUUACACAAGCACCACUGUAAAUACUUGCUUGUUUGUACUACUAUAAGAGUGGCUUAAGCAUAAGCAGCAACAUUGUACAAAUAUGAACUCAAAACGCAUCUGAAAAUGUGUUUUGAGACUGGUGCACUGAUUCAAAGAAUUCAGUAAGCUUUAAGCAACUUUGAACCAGGUUAACACUCAUUGUGGCUAUAUUCCAGGCUGCUGUUAUUUCUGUACAGAGCAUCCUAUCUGACAGUCGUGUGUGAUAACGCUAUAUGCUGGUAUCAAACACAUGGGCAACUGAAAGACAUGGGCAGUU
Tyto alba (common barn owl) is the source of this 2096-nucleotide messenger RNA. RefSeq names its product paired box 5 (gene PAX5). Gene Ontology annotation, molecular function: RNA polymerase II cis-regulatory region sequence-specific DNA binding; DNA-binding transcription factor activity, RNA polymerase II-specific. The transcript is spliced from 11 exons. Gene Ontology annotation, biological process: regulation of transcription by RNA polymerase II; anatomical structure development. The record is from RefSeq and is a predicted model, not a curated record. The coding region runs from base 145 to 1377 and encodes 410 amino acids. Lineage: Eukaryota; Metazoa; Chordata; Aves; Strigiformes; Tytonidae.